Messenger RNA from Brassicogethes aeneus, 387 nucleotides. Lineage: Eukaryota; Metazoa; Arthropoda; Insecta; Coleoptera; Nitidulidae. The record is from the annotation of a GenBank genome assembly.
ACUGUUCACAGGACAAUAGUCGAGGUGAAAUGGAACUUCGAGGCUCGUCAGUUCGCCAACAGGGCCGCCAAAGUUCUAACCACACUCGGCGUAUUGCUGGCCAUCCGCCUUGCGAUUUUGCAGGGCUCACUGCCUAGGUUCUCGCAACAGGAUAACCCUGCCGCCUUCCAUCCAUCACUGCAUGUUAGAAUAUUAACGUUUUGCUACAUAGCAGCGUUCAAUUGGUGGUUGCUGCUGUGUCCUUCCACCCUUUCCCACGACUGGCAAAUGGGAUCUGUCUCUCUUGUGACAUCACUUGCCGAUUCCAGAAAUCUAGUUACCUGUUUCUUUUUUGCAAUAACAUUUUUGUUGGCUGUCAUAAGUUUGGCAGAUUUUGAGGUAAGUUAA